This is a messenger RNA of Phyllostomus discolor (pale spear-nosed bat), 2227 nucleotides long. It is a transcript of the gene PADI6, whose product is annotated as peptidyl arginine deiminase 6. Gene Ontology annotation, molecular function: calcium ion binding; protein-arginine deiminase activity. Gene Ontology annotation, cellular component: cytoplasm. Lineage: Eukaryota; Metazoa; Chordata; Mammalia; Chiroptera; Phyllostomidae. The coding region runs from base 1 to 1899 and encodes 632 amino acids. The transcript is spliced from 15 exons. The record is from RefSeq and is a predicted model, not a curated record.
AUGACCCCGGCCACCGCCAAAGAGGAGGCGGUCACCACCUAUCACUCCCUGUCCAACUCCAAGGACGUGCUGAUGAAGAUGACGUCCCCUGCCAACGCCAUCGACGAGGACGUGGUCGUGGUCUCGUACUAUCGGACCAAUGACGAGAUGCCCAAGGCCAUAGCUGAGCUCUACCUCACUGGCAUCGCGGUCUCCCUGGAUGCGGACGUCUACCGCAGUGGGCAAAUUGAGAUGGCAAGUGACAAGUGGGCGAAGAAAAACUGGGUCUGGGGCCCCAGCGGCUGGGGCGCCAUCCUGCUUGUGAACUGCAAUCCCACUGACACGGGCCAGGCCGCAGGCAAGACCACGAAGGAGUUCUCCCCAGAGGAAAUAAAGAAUCUGUCCCAGAUGGUACUGACCGUGCAGGGGCCCAGCCGCAUUUUGAGGAAGCACCGGCUGGUUCUCCACACCUCCGAGGAAGAGGCCAAGAGGGCGAGGGUCUACCGGCCCCAAGAGGACGACUCCAACACCUUUGAGCUGGUGCUGGGCCCAGGCCAGCACACGUACAACUUCCCCCGGCUGGAGAGCAGCUUGCAGGAGACCCUCUAUGUGGAGGCCACGGAGUUCCCGUCCGCCAGCUUCUCUGGCCUCAUCUCCUUCUCUCUCUCCCUGGUGAAAGAGUCUCAAGACCCGUUAAUUCCAGAGAGCCUGGUACACAAGGACACGGUGGUGUUCCGGGUGGCGCCUUGCAUCUUCACCCCGAGCACCCAGAUGCCUCUGGAGGUCUACCUGUGCAGAGAGCUGCAGGUCCAGGGUUUCGUGAGCACGGUGAUGGAGCUCAGCGAGAAGAGUAGCUGCCAGUUGGCGUCUGUCUACGAGGACCCCAACCGCCUGGGCAGGUGGCUCCAGGACGAGAUGGCCUUCUGCUACACCCAGGCUCCCCACAAGACCGUGUCCUUGAUCCUCGACACCCCUCGGCUCGUCAGGCUCGACGAUUUCCCCAUGAAAUACUCUCUGAGCCCAAGGAUUGGCUACAUGAUCCAGCCCACCCAGGACCACAGGGUGGCCAGCAUGGAUUCCAUCGGGAACCUGAUGGUGUCCCCGCCUGUCAAGUUCAAAGAGAAAGAGUAUCCUCUAGGCAGGAUCCUCAUUGGCAGCAGCUUUUACCCCAGCAAGGAGGGCAGGGACAUGGGUAAGGACCUGCGUGACUUCCUCUACGCCCAGCAAGUCCAGGCCCCGGUGGAGCUCUUCUCAGACUGGCUGAUGACCGGCCACAUGGACGAGUUCAUGUGCUUCCUCCCCACACCGGUCAAGAGCGAGGACGAAAAGGGCUUCUGGCUGCUCCUGGCCAGCCCCAGCUCCUGCUACAGACUCUUCCAGGAGAAGCAGAAGGAAGGCUACGGAAGCAUGCCUCUGUUCGAAGAAGUCAGGGAGGACCAGCUUCUUUCCAACGGGAGGGACUCCAUCACCAUCAAUCAACUUCUGGCCGAUGAAAACCUGAGGAAGCAGAAUAACUACGUGGAGAGGUGCAUUAACCUGAACCGACACAUCCUGAAGCAGGAGCUGGGCCUGCAGGACAAGGACAUCAUUGACGUCCCCCAGCUCUUCUGCUUGGAGCAGCUGACGAAUGUCCCCUCGAACCAGCAGACUGAGAAACUCUACGCCAGGCCCUACUUCCCCAACCUGCUGCAGGUGACGGUGAUGGGCAAGAACCUGGGCAUCCCCAAGCCUUUUGGGCCCCAGAUCAAGGGCACCUGCUGCCUGGAAGAGAAGGUGCGCCAGCUGCUGGAGCCCCGGGGCUUCCAGUGCACCUUCAUCAACGACUUCGACUGCUACCUGACCGAGAUCGGAGACUUCUGCGCCUGCGCCAACAUCCGCCGGGUGCCCUUCGCCCACAAGUGGUGGAGGAUGGUGCCUUAGGCCCAGGCCCCGCACAGGUGGCUCAGUGUCACUGUGCCCUGGCCCUGCACGGGGUCCUUAUCCUGUUCCCCUGUCCCUCAGACUCCCGUGGGGUGGCAAAGGCUGCCAGACUGAACCCCCUGGAGAUGGAAACGGCCUUCAGCUGAGAAGUGGUCAUUAAAGCUUUGGCUGUUCUGAAUGCAUCUUGGCAGUGGCCGCCUUGUUUGGGGGAGGAUGGAAAGCCGAGCAGGUGGGAAUACCUGUGGCCAACCUGUCCUGCUUGCCGGGGGCAGGGGAUGGGGCUUACAAGUUGCUGUCGGCCUCAACCUUCACGGCUGUCUGGAGUGAG